Nyctereutes procyonoides (raccoon dog) is the source of this 4852-nucleotide messenger RNA. It is a transcript of the gene PARS2, whose product is annotated as prolyl-tRNA synthetase 2, mitochondrial. The record is from RefSeq and is a predicted model, not a curated record. The transcript has 2 exons. Gene Ontology annotation, cellular component: mitochondrion; cytoplasm. Gene Ontology annotation, biological process: prolyl-tRNA aminoacylation. The coding region runs from base 164 to 1591 and encodes 475 amino acids. Gene Ontology annotation, molecular function: proline-tRNA ligase activity; ATP binding. NCBI's taxonomy places the organism in Eukaryota, Metazoa, Chordata, Mammalia, Carnivora, Canidae.
CCGCGUCGGGAGGACGAGGUCUGGGGCUCCUUUGCUGUCCCAGACGGAAACCGUGGAAACCGGGAGGCGGGGAGCUCCUUCCCCUGCUCCUCUGCUCCUCUGCAGUGACCUGGCCUCCCCGAGCUUGCCUCUUGGGCGCAACUGCUACUCUGUGCUAGAUGUCAUGGAAGGGCUGCUGUCAAGAUGCAGAGCACUGCCCACCCUGGCCACCUGCAGCCACCAGCUCUCUGGGUAUGUUCCUCACAGGUGUUACCACUGUGACCCCGAGAGAGGGAAGCGCUUGGUGUUAUCCCGCAUGUUCCAGCCCCAGAACCUUCGGGAAGACCAGGUGCUCUCUCUUGAGGGCAGAUCUGACGACCUGACCUGUAAGAGCCAGCGGCUGAUGCAGCAGGUAGGCCUCAUCUACCCGGCAAGCCCCGGCUGUUAUCACCUCCUGCCUUAUACCGUGCGUGCCAUGGAGAAGCUCCAGCGGGUGAUAGACCAGGAGAUGCAGGCCAUCGGGGGGCAGAAGGUCAACAUGCCCAGCCUCAGCCCAGCGGAGCUCUGGCGAGCCACCAACCGGUGGGACUUGAUGGGCAAGGAGCUGCUAAGACUUAGAGACCGACAUGGCAAGGAAUACUGCUUAGGACCCACUCACGAGGAAGCUGUCACAGCCCUGGUCGCCUCCCAGAAGACACUGUCUUACAGGCAGCUCCCAUUCCUGCUGUACCAGGUGACGAGGAAGUUUCGGGAUGAGCCCCGACCCCGCUUUGGUCUUCUCCGUGGCCGGGAGUUCUACAUGAAGGACAUGUACACCUUCGACUCCUCCCCAGAGGCUGCCCGGCAGACCUACGGCCUGGUGUGUGGGGCCUACAGUAGCCUGUUCCACAGGCUGGGGCUGCGGUGCAUCAGGGUCCAGGCGGACGUGGGCAGCAUCGGGGGCACUGCGUCCCAUGAGUUCCAGCUGCCGGCCGACAUCGGGGAGGACCGAUUUGCAGUCUGUCCCAGCUGCGGCUUCUCGGCCAACAUGGAGACACUGCUCUUGUCACAGACCGACUGCCCGGCCUGCCAGAGCCCACUGACCGAAGCCAGAGGCAUUGAGGUGGGGCACACGUUUUACCUGGGCACCAAGUACUCCUCCAUUUUCAAUGCUCAGUUCACUGACGCCCAAGGAAGACCGUGCCCGGCUGAGAUGGGCUGCUAUGGCCUGGGCGUGACUCGGAUACUGGCUGCUGCCAUUGAAGUGCUGUCCACGGAGGACUGCAUUCGCUGGCCCGGCCUCCUGGCACCUUACCAGGUGUGCCUCAUCCCCCCAAAGAAGGGCAGUAAGGAGGAGGCGGCCACUGAGCUCACAGGACACCUGUACGACCUCAUUACAGAGGCAGUGCCGCAGCUCCGUGGGGAGGUGCUGCUCGACGACAGGACCCAUCGAACCAUUGGAAACAGACUGAAAGAUGCCAACAAGUUUGGGUACCCCUUUGUGAUCAUUGCUGGCAAGAGGGCCCUGGAGGACCCUGCACAUUUUGAAGUUUGGAGCCAGAACACAGGGGAGGUAGUCUUCCUCACCAGAGAAGGAGUCACGGAAUUUCUGAGUCAAGUGCAGGUGGUCUGAAAGCCCCCGAGCCAGCGCCCCCCAUUCUGCAGCCUUGGCGUUCAUACUAGUGCUGCCUUUUCCUGUACUCCCUUCCAGGGCCACUCUCUCCAGAAACAAGGCAGCUCGCGGAAGAUGGGAGCGUGUUAGGGAAACCGACUUUUAUCCAGUCCUUUGUUCACACUAUUUAUAUUUGAAGUCGGUGGUUCCAUUCUCUGGACCGGCCAUACUGCCACAUACCAUUCCUCUAGUCCAUUGUGGAGGCUUCUGUUAGGAGGCAGAGGGGCAAGAAAGAGCUGCUCAUCUUGGCCCUCAAGUGAGUCACUUCCCUUCUCUCUGCCGAGGUUCCCACUGGGGGGAUGGCAGUGGCCGGUGGCCAAGGCCCUUCCAGCUCUAGCAGUCUGACCCCUGGCCUCUUGCUGCAUAUGGUGUGGACAGUAGGCGCACCAUCCCUCCUCCCCCUGGACACGUCCCUUCCCCUGCUGGGGCCUUGGACUCCCCAUCUGUGGCAUGAGAAGGUGGAACUAGAUCCAUAAGGUCCUUACAGCUAUCACUGGCAGGUUCCACAAGAGGUUCAGGACAGGCGGAUCUGGUUCCUCUCCUCCUCCAGAGUCUAAGCUACACGAAAGUUGAUAGAAUUAGCUAAUGGCUCAAAAACCACCUCCAGAGAGCUGGCUCUAUCGAGGCGGCUUAGCACAGAGAUGGUGUUACAUUGAUUGAAUAAAGUCAGACUCCUGGGAUGAGCCUUGCAUGCUAAGGUGGAACAGUGGUAAUGCCUGCCAUUUUAGCCGGCAGCGGCUUCCUAUCUGAGACUCUCCUUUCCUUUCUUUCUCUGUUAUUUCUGCAGUCCACUCAAAAAAAAUACACCCCACCUAUGGGGUGCUCCUGGACCUCUGCCUGCCCCUGCACUCUCCCGUUCCGCUUUGAUAGCAUAGAUUCUUGUCUGGCGCACACACAGCUCCUUGUUCAGUAGGCUCACCUCUUGUGGUUGACCGUCAGUUCCCUGAGGCCACCGUCCUAGGCCGAUACCCAGCAUACCACACUUCUGGUCACUGCCAGUUGUCCCACCUGCCGAACAGCUUCCUAGCGGCGUGUUACUGCUACGGCUGUUACUGCCCGAAUAGUGCACGCCUGAGCACACAGCAGCAGGUGUCCUGGUUAACAGGACGGGCCUCAGGCCUACCCUUGGCUCUCAGGGCCCAGCAUUCAGGCCAGGACAUGUGCAUUCUGAGAGCAAGCCUAGAGAGGUAGGAUUGUAAGUCAGGGGACCUUCCCCUCAGCUACACAUUGGUCCCACACAGUUCUGCUUAGGGCCUGGGGUGUGGCCUGUGCAUCAUGCAGUUUAAAGCUCUGUAGAUUAUUCUAACGCGCACAGUCGACUCAUGGUUCCCAGCAUACUUCUGGGCGGCAGCCGACCCUGAGCUGCUUUGUAGCCAGGCAUUUCUUUGAGUAAUGCCCUCUGUACGUCAUCAGACUGAUGGGAGCUUUCUGCUUUUAAUGGUCUGCCCAUUCAUUUGUUGAGGGCCUGCUGCACACCACUGUGCUGUGAGGCAUGUUCGUGUAUCAUGUUCAGACCUAAUGCUCUGCAAGGUGGGUGCUCUUCUCCUUUUACAGAUGAGGAACCUGAAGGUCCAUUCAGCAACUUCCUCGAGGAUGCGGAGCUACUGAGCAUCAGAGCUAGAAUCCGAGUAUUGACCAGCACAGCACCGUGCCAUUCCUGUUAGGACUGCAUGGCCUCUGCUCAGACAAAAGUGAUUCCAGUAAAUAAAACUGAAUUAUUUAUGUCUUAUCUAAUCACGUUAGCCUCAGCUAGAUGAGAAAUUAGAAUUUGUGUGGAUUGGUGCUUUAAUAUUUUUAAAAAUUUAAUUCUUAUUGACAUAUAGUUGGCACAUAGGGUGACAUCAGUCUCAGGUAUACACCGUAGUGACUCAAAAACUGUUACGCUGUGCUCACCACAAGGGUAGCUCCUGUCUGUCACCACAUGCUGUCACCAUACCAUUGACUAAAUUCCCUGUGCUGUGCGUGUUAUCCCAGUGUCCUCUUCGUUCCAUAACUGGAAGACUGUACCUCCCACUCCCCCUUUUUUAAUGUUAAAUUUGUGCUCCAUAAGCUGAUUUACGAAAGCUGGAAGGCUAGCCAAAUGUAAGCACUUUUUAAAACCAGAUUCCAGGAAUAGAGAACCGAUUAACUUUAAACUGUUCGUGAGUGUCCGAGGUACAAGAUGAUUUGAGGAUGAUACAGAAUCCUGGAAGUUUAGGACAGGAGGACUCGGAGCCCGCCUGUCCACCCCUCAUCUCACAGAUGGGAAGCAGGCCUGGAGUGGGAAUUAACCUGCCACACGGCAUCUGGCUGGCGGAACACCGGAUCGCAGGCCAAGUGCUGCGUCCCCUACAUCAGGCUACCUCCCGUCAGUCUUAUUGCAUCAAGAGAGGACUGGCUGGAUCAGCCUCUAAACUACAAAAGCCUUGUUGGUACUGUCCUUUAUUUUCCAAGGGAGACAAAUACAGGGAGUAUAGCGAUUGCCCAGCAGCACGCUGAGUUGAAACCCAAGUGUCCUGAUUCCUAAGCCAGCAUGUCUUCUAAGAAGCCGGGGGCAGAAGGAUACAGUGGAGAGAUCAGAGCCUGAAAGAAACAUAAUCCUAGACCCACCAUUUACCAGGGAUAGGAUCUUACACAAAUUCCUUGGCCUUUACGGGUCUCAGCUUCUUCAUCUGUAAGACAUGCUCCUGGCAGGGCAUCUCCCAGGGUAGUCUGGGGUUGCCUGAGCUUGCUUAUGUUAAGUACUUAACCCUGUGCUCCCAGGAAACACCUUCACGCCAGAGGUAGGCAAUGGCACUACGGGGAGCUCAGGUUCCGCUAGUAACGUAUCUUAAGACCGGUAUCUUGUCUUGAUAUGAUGCUUUACAACCUUCCUGGGGAGUGCCUGGGGCCAUAAGUGACGCCCGUGGAAUGGCUCCAUCUCCUUAGAGAAAAGACAGAUAUUCAAACUGUGUACCUUACUCUCUCCCGUCCGAAUGUGCCGUUACCUCUUGCCAUAAAUAGAUGAAAUGGGGACUCUGGCAAAAUCACAGGUACAAGAUGUAUUAUCAUUUCUCAUUCCUUGGGGAGAUCUAGAAGCAACUGGCUGGGAAAUAUUUAACAGAAUUAAUACUUGGGGACAAAAGCUGGUGCAUAACAAAAACCAUUGUAUAAAUCAAGCUUAGAAUGUAAAUCAAGGGCUCCCUUAAUAUUCUGUGUUUUAAUGGAAGGAACACCUGCUGGGCUAUCAAUAAAGGCAUUUUG